Molecule: messenger RNA, 1218 nt
Organism: Exophiala aquamarina CBS 119918
Lineage: Eukaryota; Fungi; Ascomycota; Eurotiomycetes; Chaetothyriales; Herpotrichiellaceae
Exons: 1
Coding region: 1-1218 (405 amino acids)
Molecular function (GO): dioxygenase activity
Source: RefSeq, a predicted model, not a curated record
AUGUCGUUCUCCAGCGUCCCCAUUCUGGAUCUCUCGCUCGCUCGGGACCCCCGCGCCAAACCUCAGUUCCUGCUGGACCUGCGGUAUGCGCUGCUCGAGGUCGGAUUUCUUUACAUCAAAAACACCGGAAUUCCACAGGAACUGAUUCAUGAAGUCAUCCGUUUGGGCAAGGGCUUUUUCGCCCUGCCCGAAGAGAAGAAACUCGAGAUCGAAAUGAAGAACGCCAAAUCUUUCCUCGGCUACAAUAAGCUGGGGAUGGAAAUCACCCGGUUCAAGACCGACUGGCGCGAACAGAUCGACCUGUCCACGCCACAUCCCAUCCCCGGCCCUGACGACCCACUCUACCGGAAUCUGUUGGCGCCAAAUCAGUGGCCGGAUGAAAAGGCUCUCCCCCGUUUCCGGACCGUCUACGAGGAUUACAUGAAACGCAUGGGCGACAUGAGCAUGGAGUUCACGAGCCUGUGUGCCGAAGCGAUCGGCCUUCCCGCUGACGCAUUUGCCCAAUUUUUUGACGAGGCGCAGCAGCAUAAAUUGAAGAUUGUGAAGUACCCAGACCUGGAGGAGCUCGGGGUUGAGGGAGAGGCCCAGGGUGUCGGGCCACACAAGGACAGCAUGUUGACGAGCUACCUGCUGCAGGCGAGCCACCAUCGCGGCCUGCAGGUGCAGAACGGAGACGGGGAGUGGGUGGACUGCCCGCCCAUCGAUGGAACCCUCGUCGUGGCCAUUGGGCAAGGGAUGGAGGCUCUCACCCAAGGUGUCUGCCAGUCCACGACCCACAGAGUCCAAAGUCCUCCGCGUGGCACGGGCGCGAGAUACAGCAUUCCGUUCUUCCAAGGCGUCAGCUACGACGCCACCUUCGAAAGCAUGGACGUCCCAGAGUCGGUCAAGAAGCUCCGGGCAGACGUCCUCGAGAAACGAGGCGGCCAGCGCCUCGACGAUAUCGAAUUCACCUUCAUCAAAGGCAUGUGGUCGAGGCUCGGGGAGGCCACGCUGAUGAACCGGAUCAAGAGCCAUCCGGAUGUCGGUGAACGUUGGGUGAGUGUGAAUUUCCCCGUGCGUGAUUGUGCCCAUACUGACAACGCGACGGUCCAGUAUCCCGAUCUGCUCAAGAAAAUCCACGAACAAGAGGCCGGCGAAGCGGCGAAGUCUGCAGCAAAGGAGGCCGCCGAGAAGUCGAGUUCCCUUCCUUCUCAGCCACAGUCGAUACCAGCACAUUGA